GUCAUCUCCUCCCACACUCCUACCUUAUGACCCUGGGAUUGUUAGACUACCUCACUUCCUUCCUUCUGUGAACUUUCAUCUUAAUUCAGGCUCUUCUUUAAUUCUGAAGCUUCCUAUGCACCAAUAGCCAGCCCAAUGGGAUUGAAUUCAAUUGAAUUUAUCGAACACCUAUUACAUUCAAGGCCUUGUGAUAGCAAUCAGGACAGCAUUAUGAUUUCUGGAGGCUCUAGGCACUUUUGCUUUGUCAGCCCCCAUUCCUCAAAAAUAUUAAAAGUUUUAUUUUAAGGCUGCAUUGGCAUAAAGAUGAAUAUAAUCUUUGAUCCUAAAAGUUCAUUUUUUUCUUCUAAUUUUAAAAGAAACAAAAACAUUUUCAUGGUCCCUUCAAUGUAUUAUGGGCCCUAGGCACUGUGCCUACUAUGCGUUAUGGGUAAGUCAGCCCUGCUCAGAAUGUAUUAAUAUGGAGAAUAAGAUGAAGACUGCUCCAUAAGGCUGUAACACAGGGUGGUGUGGCACUUGUGCCAAGUGCCAUAAGAGAGGCAGAAAACAAGCACCACAAGUGUUCAAAGAGGGACGAUGAGAAAUCCCAUCUGGUUGGAAGAGAGAUCAAGGAAGAAUUCUUGGAAGUGAUGGCUUUAGGAAAAAGGAUUUUACCAUGCAGGGAUGAGAGGGAAGACUUCCCAAGAAGUGACAACAGCCUGAUCAAAAGCAUGGUGCAAAUAUGGGGAAUAGUGACUGGUUCUAGUUUGAAAGGAGUAUGAGCUUUUUUGUGGGGGUGGGUGGGGGAGACAUGACAUAAGAGUAGGAAGAUGUAUUACUAGAUCCAGACUGUGGAAGUUCUUAAGUGACACAGUGAAAAAUUUUCACGUGGUUUGGCAGGCAGUGGGGAGUUACUGAAGGUUUUUGACCUAGGCUGAUAUGAUUGAAGCUGUGCUUAAGGAAAAUAACUCUGGCUUCAGUGUGGGUGAUAGUUUGGAGAAGUGAGGCUGAGGACAAUGGAGUCUAGAUAGAUAAAAGGUUAUUGCCUGAGUCCAGGUAAGAAACAAUAAGACCUAAAGUACAGUAGUGGCAGCGGGAAUGGAGAAGGCUGGAUAGAUGUGAGACAUAUUUGGGGUAGAAUAGGCAUGACCGAAGGUUAAUAAAUAUAUAUUGAAUUAAUGAAGGAAGGAAUAAAUGCUGAUACUUUUAAUAAUGCCUCUUAGUUGUGUAUUCCCAUCUCAACUCCAAGAAUUGUUGUUGUGUGCCAUUGAGUCAAUUCUGACCCAUAGCGACCCUAUAGGACAGAGUAGAAUUGCCUCACAGGGUUUCCAAGAGGUGAAAUCUUUACAGGAAUAGAUGGCUCAGCCUUUUUCCCGCAGAGCUGCUGGUGGGUUUGAACCACCAACCUUUAGGUUAGCAGCUGAGCACUUAAUCAUUGCACCACUAGGGCUCCUUACUCCAAGAAUAGGCCCAGACAAAGGAGAUAGUCCAACGAAGGUUUUCUAUCUCUAGACUCUCUUCAUUAGCAAGAUUUGUGCUAUGGAAAGGAUACAAGGAUACAAACAGGAAAGUUUCUUUCUGAGGAAUCUGGGUAUCCUACUGCCUGACUCAUUCCUCUCCUUACCUUAUUCUAUGUACCAUCUAUGGCCACAAUGAAGCGAGUCUAAUUUUCACAACAGGCUCAUGAAAUCAGCCUCAUUACUUUCUAGUCACACCUUUCGGUCUCCCAAAGAGCAGUGAGAAGAACACAUGUUCUAAUCACUUUCUAAUUAACCAAAUUUGGCUCCCAAGUAAGGAUCUGGCACAAGGUUUGUGUCCAUGUGUGCAUGGUGUGUAUGUGUGCCCCUCCAUUCCAAAGCCAAAUCUCAAGUGAUGUUUGCAUUAUUCACUUGUUUCAUUUCAGCUCCACUUUUUCUCCUCUCCAUCGAUGGAGAUAAUUGGGAGUUGACUCUAGUUUGUAUCCCAAUCAAAAAUGUUAGGAACGCACAACUAGAUGGUGCCCAGCUACCACCACUGGCUGUUCUGACAGGGAUCACAAUAGAGGGUCCUGGACAGAGCGAGAGAAAAAUGUAGAACAAAAUACAAACUCACAAAAGACCAGACUUACUGGUCUGACAGAGACUGGAGAGACCCCGAGAGUAUGGCCCCUGGACACCCUUUUAACUCAGUACUGAAUUCACUCCUGAGGUUUACCCUUCUGCCAAAGAUUAGACAGGCCUAUAAAACAAUAACACAAGCAGUCCAGCCGUGUAUACGAGACUAAAUGGGCACACCAGCCCAGGGGCAAGGACGGUAAGGCAGGAGGGGACAAGAAAGCUGGAUAAAUGGAAAUGGGGAACCCAAGGUUGAGAAGGGGAGAGUGUUUACACAUUGCAGGGUUGGCAACCAAUGUCACGAAGCAAUAGGUUUAUUGUUUAAAGAGAAACUAAUUUGCUCUGUAAAAUUUCACCUAAAGCACAAUAAACAACAACAAAAAAGUUAAGGAGACUCCAGAAGCAGGACUGUAACCCCUACUGUUAUGCGCUACCUUUAUCUAGGGGACUUGAGCAGAAGACUGCUUUUCUUUGUGUGCUUUUUCUUUUUUCUAUGAAACAGACGUGGGAGUUUGAGGACCAGUGGGUGCACUACACAGAGUUUAUAGAGAGAAAAGACUUACAUCACACCUUCCUCUACAACUAUUGUGUACGCUGGAGUGUUCCAACGGCUCGGAGGCCCAUCCCACACAUCUUUGCUGGGGUCGACUUCACCAUCAAGUUCAGUAAAGGCAAACCUCCGGAUGCACCUGUUGAAGUCUUUUAUAUUUUUGAGGACCAUAAAUUAGUUCACAGACCAGGAACAUAUCGCUUUCGAGAACAAUGGCUGAGAGACAUUAUUGAGUGCAAACACAGUUUAUUGGCGUCAAUCCCCGUCUAAUUCAAUUGUGUCCAACUCUUAAUGGAA
Messenger RNA from Loxodonta africana (African savanna elephant), 2916 nucleotides. RefSeq names its product A-kinase anchoring protein 14 (gene AKAP14). The record is from RefSeq and is a predicted model, not a curated record. Gene Ontology annotation, cellular component: cAMP-dependent protein kinase complex. Bases 2563 to 2889 code for a protein of 108 amino acids. Gene Ontology annotation, molecular function: protein kinase A regulatory subunit binding. NCBI's taxonomy places the organism in Eukaryota, Metazoa, Chordata, Mammalia, Proboscidea, Elephantidae. The transcript has 3 exons.